Molecule: messenger RNA, 352 nt
Organism: Neomonachus schauinslandi (Hawaiian monk seal)
Lineage: Eukaryota; Metazoa; Chordata; Mammalia; Carnivora; Phocidae
Gene: CUNH10orf67
Product: chromosome unknown C10orf67 homolog
Exons: 3
Source: RefSeq, a predicted model, not a curated record
ACUUAGUAUUUCAGAUGAUUUGAAGAUUGGCUUUUUCUGCACAGACCAUGCUACUCAAACAGAUUACAGUGAAAUUCUGCCACUAAAAGAGUUGAGUUCAUCUACAGAAAAGCUAAUACGGAUUAUUAGAUCUCUUCAAGUGGAUUUUGGGUUCCUCAAACAGUUGCUUCAGUUGAAAUUUGAGGACAGUCUUAAAGAAGAGUCUUUCAAUCUCUUCACUGCUCUACAUGACAGGAUCCUAACAAUUGAAAAACAUUAUCAAGAGAUUGAGGACAUCAUAAGAAAAUGCUACAAUCAGCAGUUGGCUGAUGCCAUAGCUGUUAUCAAAGGAAUGUAUAAGGUGGGUUUUUAG